This is a messenger RNA of Drosophila biarmipes, 2557 nucleotides long. It is a transcript of the gene DNAlig3, whose product is annotated as DNA ligase 3. Gene Ontology annotation, molecular function: DNA ligase (ATP) activity; ATP binding; DNA binding. Lineage: Eukaryota; Metazoa; Arthropoda; Insecta; Diptera; Drosophilidae. The transcript has 4 exons. Gene Ontology annotation, cellular component: DNA ligase III-XRCC1 complex. The coding region runs from base 12 to 2483 and encodes 823 amino acids. The record is from RefSeq and is a predicted model, not a curated record. Gene Ontology annotation, biological process: DNA recombination; double-strand break repair via alternative nonhomologous end joining; mitochondrial DNA repair.
UAUUUGUUCGUAUGCUACUGCCCACGUUAACGAGGCAGGCCAGAUUCCUAACUCGACUCGUCAGCAGCAUAAAUAUGGCCAGCAAGCGGUUGCACCACGAAGACAACAAGUUGGACACCUUCCGGCGCAUCUGUGAUGAAAUAGCCGGCGAGCCCAGUUAUCUGAAGAAGGUGGAGAAACUGCAGCGAUUUUUCGCGAAAGGCACCAGCGGGCAGGGCUUCGAGGGCGACACCCUGCUCUGGGUGCAGUUCCUCAUCCCGGCGGCCAGCCAGCGGGUCUACAAUUUGCAGAACAAGGCGCUGAUCAAACUCUUCUCGCGCAUUUUCAAUGCCAGCCAGCAGCAAAUGCAUCUGGAUUUGGAGCAGGAUGGAGAUGUUUCGGAAACGCUGCGCAAGCACUUUGCUGCCUCAAAAAAACUGAAGCCCCAGGCGCAGAGCAAACUCUACCUGCAAGAGGUGGAGGAGUUGCUCAAGAAGCUGGAGGAGCGCACCAAGGAGGAUGAUCAGACUGAACUACUGCAGGAGCUGUGCCGGAAAGCCACUGACCUUGAUCUGCGCACCUUCAUCCGCCUGGUGAAGCAUGACUUGCGGAUCAAUGCCCGGGCCAGACACAUACUGGAUGCCUUUGGCCCUGAGGCCUAUCCCGCAUACCAGUCUUCCCGGGAUUUGGAGGCAAUUGUGCAACAGUUCGCUGGCAAGGACAAUAAAAAGACUGUCAAUAGCCCGGUUAAGAAGGCCAAAAAGGCAAAUCCUAGUGGAAUUCAGGUGAUGACACCCAUAUCACCCAUGUUGGCCAAUGCCUGCAAGUCGGUGGAGGAAGCCUUUAAGAAGAACUCUGCCGGAUUGUACAGUGAAAUCAAGUACGACGGAGAGAGGGUUCAAAUCCACAAAAAGGGCGAUGACUUUAAGUUCUUCAGCCGCAAUCUAAAGCCAGUAGUGGACCACAAGAUAAGAGCUCUAAAGGAGCACAUACCGCGUGCCUUUCCAGGAGCCGAGGAAAUGAUUCUGGACUCCGAGAUCAUUUUGGUGGACACUGACACGGGAGCACUGCUGCCCUUCGGCUCGUUGGGCGCCCACAAGAAACAGACUUUUGCGAAUGCCGCAGUGUGCCUAUUCGUUUUUGAUUGCAUUCUCUACGAUGGCGAGGAUUUGACCCAGCUGCCAUUCCGCAAGCGGCGGGAGAUCCUCGAACAGAAUAUCCAUCCCAUCAAAUCCCAUGUGCAGCUUUCGGAAUCGGAAUUUCUUAAGACUAAGCGAGAACUGGCCAUAAUGACGGCCAAGGUGCUGCACGCCAAUCUAGAGGGAGUGGUGCUGAAAAGCCCUGACAGCACCUAUCAGCCCGGCAAGCGAAACUGGUUAAAGGUCAAGAAGGACUACCUCUUUGAUGGCAAGAUGGCUGAUACGGCGGACUUGGUUGUCCUAGGCGCGUGGUAUGGAUCGGGAAAGAAAGGUGGUGUGCUGAGCAUUUUUCUCAUGGGUUGCUAUGAUACAUAUGGUCGUUUGUGGAAGACUGUGACCAAAGUGCACUCUGGCCUAGAUGAUGCCACCAAUGCAGAGGUACACGAUUCCCUUAUCAAGCUAACCGAACGUGCCGAUGCCAAUGCAACCCCCGAUUGGCUUCUGUGCAACAAGUCCCUGGUCCCGGAUGUUCUGGCCAAGGAUCCGCUGAAAAUGCCAGUGUGGGAGAUUACAGGUGCAGAGUUCACCAAAUCCGAGGCGCAUACGGCAUCUGGCAUCUCGAUUCGGUUUCCCAGGAUAACCCGUCUGCGAAGCGAUAAAUCGGCAAAGGAAGCAAAUGAUCUGGCCCACUUGGAGAAUCUGUAUGAUGCCUCGAAGAAGAAUGUGAACGUGGAUUUGCUUUUGACCAAUUGUAGAGAGGACGACGAAAAGCUGAAUCUGGAAAAGACGCCGCAGAAGGAAACAAAAAUAAAACGCAAUCAAACUAGUAGCACUAAAAAACUUAAAAGAUCCAAAACUGGUUCGGAUGAUGAGGAAGCAGCUGCACCAGUAAGCAAACGCAAGGAGCCGAAAGUGGAGCGAAGCUUGUCGCCAUCGCAAAAGGGAAUGAAGGACUUUUUUAAGACAACUAAAGAGGUGCAAUCACUAGUCAAGAAGGAACCAAUGGAGGAGAAUAUAACAACCAGUGAGAAGGUGAAAUCCAUAGUUAAAAAGGAGCAGAAGGAAGCGAAAAAAUCCCCUGAUACCAAAAGCAAGUUAUUCGCUGGAUUGGUGGCCCAUUUUGCAAUGGAAAAGGAUGCAAGUAAGCUGAAGGAAGAAUUUCUGCAGCAUGGCGGAUCUUGUACAGCGGAACCCCGAAAGGCAAAUCUGGUUUUUUACAACACAAGCGAGGCAAUGAACCUCGAAAAGCUUAGACCGCUCUAUCGUCGCAGCUGCCGGCACUUGAAUGUUAGCUGGCUCCAAACCUCACUCGAGACCCAGAGUCGUCAGCCUUACCCACUAUAUGCGGUGAUGUUGAAACGCUGAGCGCCUGCUGAAAUCGUUUUUACUCCUAAGUACAUGCUUGAUUAAACCGAAUAUAUGUAUAAUAUAGACAAUAA